Molecule: messenger RNA, 3400 nt
Organism: Macroventuria anomochaeta
Lineage: Eukaryota; Fungi; Ascomycota; Dothideomycetes; Pleosporales; Didymellaceae
Product: ecotropic viral integration site 5 protein
Exons: 3
Coding region: 289-3189 (966 amino acids)
Source: RefSeq, a predicted model, not a curated record
AAACUAAUGGCGACCUCCUGAUGCUCCUUUCUGAGUGUCGAGGCCGUGGGCUGCUCAGCGCCUCUCCUGUCUUUACAGUCUGCGUAUAGUCGCUCAUUACUGCAUCUUGAAGUGUAGAGAGCUUUUCGUAGCGCGUUUCAUUGCGCAUUGCCCUCACAGACCCCGGUCCCCGCCUGCAACCGCCGAUUCGAAACACUCGACGCCAGCGCGUGCACACUUAUUGACCAGUUCGAGACUGGAUGCUUGCCCCAUAACACCCACGCAAUGACGGAGGUGACAGCCACCACCAUGGACGUCGAAAACAGUGUCACGAUUCCCACCGUCGAGGAGCCGCGGCCGCCCAGAACCCAUGUCGAUUCCACGCCGCUGCCGACCGACUCGAUGGUGACGGUGCCGCUGUCUGAGGCUAGCACGCCCGAUGAUGAUGUCCGAGAGUCUAUAAUACGGCCAGAGAUCAUAGUAGAGGAGCGGAGGCUGUCGUCACGACCAAGUUCAGACGAAAUCCACAAGGCAUUCGGCCGCCGUGGGAGUCAAGCCAGCGUUGCUGCCCCAACCUCGACCAGCCCCACUGUGUCAGUCCACAAUGUCGAUGCAACAGAGACACCGAAGUCGACACGGUCGAGGAGUGGCAGCGACAGCUCAGCAGACGCCAAGGUAGAUUGGGCGGAGCUGGAGAAGAAGGAGACACAGCAGAACCACCAGGGCCAGGAUGAUGCCAUGGCGUUGCUCCUCGCACGCCUCGAACAAGAGAACAAUGCCCUGAUGUCCGACUCCAAGGCAGGCAUGAAGUCAGCCAUGAAGAGUGCCCGCGCUCGUAGCCAGUCUCGGCCGCCGUCCUUCCAACAGCUCAAGCGUCUUGUGCAGAAUGAUGCCUCGGACGUUCGAUUCUCUCAGCUACCGUCACCACCGCCCAUGACCGAGCUCGAAUUCUGGGCGGCCCUUGUCCGCGACUACCCGCAAGUGGUGCAACGAUUACCGACGCUGUGUCUGAACAAGAUUCGUGGCGGCAUUCCUGCACCGCUACGAGGCGUUGUGUGGCAGAGUGCGUCUGGAGCACGCGACAAGCUGAUCGAGGAUCAGUACGAUUCACUUUGUGGAGAGUCGAGUCCGUAUGAGAACAUCAUCAACAAGGAUCUUGGCCGAAGUUUUCCUGGCGUUGAGAUGUUCAAGGACCCCGAGGGCGAAGGUCAGAAGAUGCUGGGCCGCGUGCUGAAGUGCUUUAGCUUGUAUGACAACAAGAUAGGGUACUGCCAGGGUCUUGGCUUCCUCGUUGGCCCGCUUCUCAUGCAGAUGGGCGACAAGGAGGCCUUCUGCGUGCUUGUCAGGCUCAUGGAAGACUACGACCUUCGCUCUUGCUUCCUUCCUGACCUCUCAGGUCUGCACCUGCGCAUCUUUCAGUUCCAGAAACUGCUGAGCCAGCACAUGCCAGACCUCGCGCUGCACCUUGAGGAGAUGCAGAUCGAAUCUGCUUACCUUUCGCAGUGGUUUCUGUCAUUCUUCGCAGUCACAUGUCCACUGCCUAUGCUGUUCCGCAUUUACGACGUACUCUUUGCUGAGGGCGCCUCCGAAACCAUCAUGCGUGUUGCCCUUGCGCUCAUGAAGAGGAACGAAGCCAAGUUGCUCUCACUGACCGAGAUGGAAGACGUCAUGCAACUACUCCUUGGCCGCCAAUUGUGGAAUCCCUACGGCCGAAACGCACACUCGGCGGACGAGCUGGUGAGCGACUUUGUUUCGUUCACCAACGACGUUACGCGAGAGAAGUUGCAGGGACUAGAACAGCAGUACAAGGAAGCGCAGGAGAAGGAAUCCGCUAAGCAACAAGUCAACAAAUCCGCUACAUCGUUUUUGGGCCGCUUGUGGGGCCCUUCUAAUUCGUCUACGAAGUCCGUGUCUCUCAGCCCGGGCCUAUCUGCGCCUUCACGUCCGGUCAGCUUCCUGAGAAGGACACCGUCGAAACAAAGCCUCGCUUCUACCCUGAACUCUACCGCCGAGUCCGACACAUCAGCGGCGACCCAAAGUACAGCUUUGACAGACAUCUCUCGUGCUUCUCACGCAGACACCAUGUCGAUAAAGUCAGGACAUGCGUCUGUUGCCAUGAGCAUCUCAGCGAAGGACAGGGACUUGCAUUACCAGAUUGAGCAGCUUCUUAUGUCUGUGAGCCAGCUGCAGCGACAGAACAGCGAGCUGGAGGCUGCACUGCAGAAGCAGCGCGAGGACCGAAAGGAAGACCAUCGUGUCGUGCGGUCUGUUGUUGACAAAAUUCGAAAGAAGGACUCAACACUGUCUGCACCAUCAUCACGCGCGUCAAGACGAAGGACCACCAUCACAGCCGCUACCGACGUCCCAGCCUCCAGCGAAUCAUCGACAGAGCUGUCAGGAGAGAGUGUUGACAUAGCGGAAGCAUUGGAAACGCAAUUCCCAGCGACACAAACGCAUCACCGCGCUUCUUCCAUGUUUGAGACAAAACAACUACUUCGCGACAACUUGUCUCGGACCAAGGAUCAAUUAGCCUCAGAAACGUCACGAGCGCAGGCGCUUGCUCGCGAGCUCAACGACUGUCAAUCUGAACUCCAGAUCGCACGGGAUGCGCUCAAAGACACACGAAACCGUCUUGCAGACUCGUACAACCAGAAUCAGAGACAAGAGAAGACAAUUAAUGAUCUACGACAAAGUGCACGCAAGACUGCUGCGGCAGCAAGCUGGACCUCUGCAGACGACACCUCACCCAACAUCACACCCACGUUGAGUAGAAGCACUACAUCUGAAAGUGUUACAAGUGGACUGAGGGAGCUACGUCUUGGCCGCACCGCAUCCCAAAAGUCGACUCGCGAACACCCACCACCCAUUACCUUCAACAAGCGAUCCUCCUCGCUCGCCAUGCAGCCAGUCCUCGCAAACGACAACAACGCACCGGCCGACAAUGAGCAGCUGCUUCUUGAGCUCGUCAAUGCAAAGACCGCAGAAGCUGUUGCGCGACAAGAGCUUGAGGAGAUGAGGGUGAAGUUUGAAGGCCUGAAGAGGACCAUGAGUGCGCAGCCCACUGCGAGUGCAACAGCAAGUCCAGUAGUAACGCCGACACCGACACCAGCUGCCGUGCCUGAGGCGAAGAAGGAAGGUGCUGCUGCUGGUGGCUGGACAUGGGGAGGAUGGAAGAGGACAGUGAGUACAACGAACGCCAGCAUUUCGUAAGGGAGACGUAACGCCAUGUUUGGAAGAUAUACAAUAUAUGUAUGCAACGACACGACGAGCUACGUGGAGGUCGACAGUAUGGGAGACAUAGGCACCGGAUGCCACCACUAUUAUUCAUGUAUUGAGAUACCUAGUGCUAUCUAUAGCACUCCAGCUUUCCCAGCCAAGGCAUGGUUGAGAGCAUAGUUUAGAUCAUUCUUGGGCCUAAUAG